Messenger RNA from Penicillium argentinense, 1179 nucleotides. RefSeq lists its product as uncharacterized. The coding region runs from base 1 to 1179 and encodes 392 amino acids. The transcript has 2 exons. The record is from RefSeq and is a predicted model, not a curated record. Lineage: Eukaryota; Fungi; Ascomycota; Eurotiomycetes; Eurotiales; Aspergillaceae.
AUGAAUUUGUUUACUCCCAUGUUCCGGGGAAAUGAAGCCGGGCUCGAUGAGCCGAAUCAACGAUUCGACAUGGCAGACUCGCCAGAUGAGCUCGACAUGUGCGGUAAGACGCCAACGGCUGUUCAGAAAGAUUCUGAUUUGUUGAUCGCUCAGAAUAUAGAAAUGAAGAACGACAUGAGAAAUGAGGUGGAUCGCCUGGAGCGAGUGUGCACCGGCUUGCAACGCAAGCUAGAAACGCUGGAUGCCGAAGCAGAGGUCUUACGGAGAGCGCAGCUUUCGCAUCAGGAGAAGAUCCGACGUCAGAAGGAGCUUCUCGAUGAGGCGACUGACUCCGCAAAUAUUGCGGUGGCGGAGAACCGGGAGCUGGUUGCCAAAGUAGCAAGACUCGAGAAAUGGACCGACACGAUGGAUGAUACCGAGGCAGCCCAAACGACGCGCCUGCUCUAUCAGGAGUUGGAUGAUUGGGUGAAACGGCAAUUUAUGCGUCCUCUCACCAACGGUAUGUCCGCCGAUUCCGACGUAGACGAGAGGGGCGAAAACGCGGUUUGUCCUACCGGUGAACCAUCGUCCCAUCUUCUUUACGAUAUCGAAAGUGAAAUCUUCAAAUCUCUAUUCGUUUUGAUCCUGGCGCCUUUCAUGGCCGGGUCCAGGAAGUCGACAUGGGAAUACAGUCAGCGGGCGAUCGACCGGGAGGUACAAAAGCUCUGCCCUGUGCACGUCUGGCAGCACUGGCGAUCUGCGACAAGCAUCGCGGCUGCGUCUCUAGAUCACACAAAGCUGGAGGAAACCUGUGACGAGAUUGUACAACACUUCGAGGCGAAAUUCGGACACUUCGCCGUCACUGAUGAGACCAAGAGAAGAAGUCAGUUGAAGCAUAUUCUCUGGAAAUGUGUCACCUUCAAGCAUAAGCUGGAGCGGCAAGGUAACACAUACUGCUUUUGGUGGAGUUCAUCCGGGAUGGCCUUGCGCGAAGAACGCAUGAUGAGCAUCACCGGAGAAUAUCCCCCCGACGGAACAGUUGGGCAGACCUUAUGGCCGAUGCUUUACCGACAAACCCCGAAUAAGUGGAUUAUUGUAGCGAAAGAGGUGGUGGUAAUUAGCUCACCGGCAUCAUACGAGGAAAAGGCGCAAGAGGGCUUGCAGCCCCAAAUUUCGGGGACUCCAGCUGAGAUGCUAUGA